AUGUUGGGAAUGCCUGAGAAUGCAAACUUUGGAAUGGUGGAUCCAACAACAGAUGGAUGUACACAGUACCAAAUUGACUGUUCUCCUCCUGGUAACACAAUUUGUUUUCCUACUGGUCUUAAAGCUAUUACACCAACAUCAACAUCUGUUUCGAUUGGAACAGACUUUCCGUCAAGUUCAACUGCAACAGUGACAUGCCAAAAAGAUAAUACAUGGUCAUCCGGAACCGCAACACAAAUUACUACCGUAUAUUGCGAUUUCACUCAAUGUUAG
Caenorhabditis elegans is the source of this 273-nucleotide messenger RNA. RefSeq names its product DUF281 domain-containing protein (gene F49C5.16). NCBI's taxonomy places the organism in Eukaryota, Metazoa, Nematoda, Chromadorea, Rhabditida, Rhabditidae. The coding region runs from base 1 to 273 and encodes 90 amino acids. The transcript has 4 exons. The record is from RefSeq and is marked reviewed.